Molecule: messenger RNA, 1506 nt
Organism: Fusarium redolens
Lineage: Eukaryota; Fungi; Ascomycota; Sordariomycetes; Hypocreales; Nectriaceae
Product: putative D-aminoacylase
Exons: 3
Coding region: 1-1506 (501 amino acids)
Source: RefSeq, a predicted model, not a curated record
AUGGCUGACAUUACAGUCAGACUCCGCCACCUGGCCCAUCCCAUCGAGCGCUUGAUGUCUAUCGCGGGCACUCCAGGUGUGUCCAUUGGUGUAGUGACCAAGGACAAUCCGAUAAUCUAUGACAAUUAUGGCUUUCGCGAUGUUGAAAGGAAGCUCCCUGUCACUGAAGAUACAAUCUUUCCGAUUUGCUCUUUAACCAAAGCCAUCACUGCCGCAGCACUUGGUCUCCUUGUUGAAGAGAAGAAAGUAUCGUGGGACAGCCUUGUCAAGGAUGUCCUGCCGACUUUCCACUCCGUGGACCCUAUUAUUCAUAAUCACACUACCAUAAGCGAUAUUCUUUGCCACCGUACCGGAAUGGGCUGGGGUGAUAAUCUCAUUCUUGGCACUGCAGGCAACGUUCUUCUCAGGUCGGAACAUGUCAUGAAAUUUAUCAACAACAGGCCUCUCAUACGUCCAUUCCGUGCUAAGUUUGGAUACAACAACCUCAAUUACGAAAUGGUUGGCUCUGUCAUUGAACAAGUCAGUGGACAGUCCUACUUCGACUUCCUGCAAAGCCGCCUUCUGGAUCCUCUUGGAAUGGAAAGGACCUUCUUCCAGACACCCUCAAAGAGUGUCGACGGUGUAGCAGUAUGCUACAACGCUCUCGAAAAUGCUUCCACGGUUCCCAUCGACUUCCUCAGGAUGGGCGAUGAUGGGUACGGUGCCGCUAACGGUGGGGCACGUUCGUCAGUCAAAGACUUGGUCAAACUAUACAGCAGCUAUAUGAAAGGCUUUAACUCCCAGUUCAGUGAGACUUCUGCCUCCAACGAGGACUCGCCCCUCAAGCAGCUAAACCAGAUCAUGUCUGGAAAGAUCCCCUCUGACCAGCCAUCGCAGCAUGAGGCCUCCUAUGCAUAUGGAUGGGGAAGAGUUCAGCUACCAGGCCGCCUCGGACAGAUCGGCCUCAACCCAGCAUUGCUCCCUAAUGCCUGGUUCUGUUUCAUCAGGGAAAGCCUUCCUGGCUCACUUACCUUUGUGGCUCUUUUGCCCGAGAUGGAGACUGUGAUCGUUGUUCUCACAAACUCACUCGCUCUCAAUGAUGCAGCAGACUGGAUCGGUCAGCUAAUAAUUGAAGAGAUUGUCAACGUACCGUCAGAGCUCAGAACCGACUUUACUAGGGAGGGUCGAAAAGCGGGAACAUCACCAAAGCCACUGACAGAGUACGUCGGCACUUACUGGGAUGACUUGCAAAUUUUCAAGGUUGAAGUCAGGGUUCUAGAGGACAAGCUCUAUUGGCUCAUGCAGGGUCUCGAAACAGAAAGGUUCAAAUUGACUCACUACCAUGAGGAUACUUUCACGUGGCUUGAGGCUCGAGACGAACUGGCGAGUAGAGGUCGGUGGGUUGGAAGCGACCAAGACGCGACAUUCUGGAAGGUGGAAUUCGGGGCCAACGAAUCUGGUAAGGUCAGAGAGCUGAUCUGGGUUCCUGACGUUGAGCUUCCACCGAUAAUUUACACAAGGUCAUGA